Molecule: messenger RNA, 7062 nt
Organism: Sphaerodactylus townsendi
Lineage: Eukaryota; Metazoa; Chordata; Lepidosauria; Squamata; Sphaerodactylidae
Gene: TEP1
Product: telomerase associated protein 1
Exons: 47
Coding region: 106-6645 (2179 amino acids)
Biological process (GO): telomere maintenance via recombination
Cellular component (GO): telomerase holoenzyme complex
Molecular function (GO): telomerase activity; telomerase RNA binding; protein binding
Source: RefSeq, a predicted model, not a curated record
UCUCGGGCUUCCGGGUCCGGGGAUUGCUGGAGCUCUUUGCAAAGCUCCGCCGCCCUGACGCGGCUGGAGGUGUCUGAACAUUUGGUUGUGGAUCCCGGAAGUCCCAUGGAUCCCUCUGCUGUGGGCCGUCCUGGCCCCCUGUGCACGGAGAACUCCUUUCUUCAUGCCUCGUCUCCGGUUUCCUUCUCCCUCCAAAAUAUGGAGGAAUCCCGGGCCCGUCUCUUGCACUCCAUUACUCCUUCUGCGGCAUGGCUCGCUUCACUGGAAUCUCCGAAACUCCAAAGCCAGGCCUGGUCCGACUGCCUGUCAAAACCUUCUGCGGUGAGCCUCUUGGAUCUCAGGAGUCCAAGCUGGGUUCCUGAGCAGCAAACAGCAAAUUUGGGCGCGGCAGGUGUCAUCGGUCCGAUGUGCAAAGUUGGCCUCUGGAAAGCAGGUCAUGUCCCGAUAGAAACCUCAGAGGAUGGUGACAUUGCUGAGGAAAUGGUGAUACCAGGAGGUGACUCAGAGCAAAGCAGACCCACGGCUUCGCUUCUUACAGCUGAGACUGAGAAAUCCCCGUUAUAUUCGACUUCCUCUAAACUGAAUCCUCUCUGGUUGGAGAAUCCUUUUUUGAAGGAAACCGCCUCGACUUUUCUCACUCUUCGAGGGCUAGAGGAAUCCAGAGCUCGCUUGCUGCGCCCUGUUGUAUCCUCUGCCGCCCAGUGGUCCUUAGUGAAACCUUCAGAUGCACAGUUCCCACUGGGACCACUGGAAACCCGUGGCACCACGAUGUCUGAAGAUUACAGGACGCAGAAUGAGGCUGUCAUGCCCUGCUGUGCAUUGGAGCAGCUGCAAACCACACCGGAGGGAGAGGUAGGCGAGGGGGACUCCGCUGGCGUGAUGCCAGAAUACAUCCUGACCGUUCCCGAGGACGUCCUGAAAGGACAACCAAAUGAGAAGGACUCCUCUGGUCACGAGUUGACGAUGGACAGCCAAGAACAGGAUGUGAGAGUGGACAAGAUGAAGCUGUUGCACCUGGUUUGCUGCUCGUUGGUGGAAGGGUCCAAGUUUGGGAGCCCUGCGGGAGAGAUGCAACGGGCUGUGGAGCAAGUCUGUGAAAAGCUAGCAGAGUGUGAACCUGAAUUUAUCCUCAAGGUGGCCUUGUAUGCUCGCCAGGAACUGAACAUCCGCAGCAUCGCUAACUUUCUCCUAGCGCUGGCUUCUCGCCUCCAGCCCUGCCGCCAGCAUCUUCGCCGCUAUUUCAGCCACACGGUCCAGCUGCCCUCUGACUGGAAGGAAGUGGCUCGGUUUUACCAGAGUUUAGCAAAGACUGGAGAAGUUCUGGCUCCUUUGCCUUCCUGCCUCCGUGCUGCCAUGACUGACAAAUUCCGGCAGUUCGAUGCGUACCAGUUGGCCAAAUACAACACCCGGAAGAGCCGUGGGAAAAAACGUCGCCGGCCAAAGACCCACAAGGAACUGAGAUCACGUGACCCAGAUGACUGGAAAAAGCACCCAUUGGGUCGUGACAGGACCCUUGCGGCGAAACUGGUAGCUCUGCAAAAAAUGUGCGACAAGCCUGUGGAGCAGGCCACGGAGCAUCCGGCAGCCCCCAAGGAUCGCUUCUCUCUCAAGGCCUUGAUACAGCGCCUUCAUAUUUCUGAGCCGGCCCUGCAUGUUAUGAGUCUCCUGGGGCGCAAGUAUCCCUCCGACCUGCACACCUUCUCCCGAAGUCGCCUUCCGGGGCCCUGGGACUCGGCCCUAGCUGGCACCCGCAUCAAGCUUCCACAGCCCCGCACUUGGGACCGGGAGCUGAGUCAACGGGGGAACAACGCUCAAGCUUGGGAAGAAUUGAUCGAUGCCGGGAAACUGCCUUUCAUGGCCAUGUUGCGAAACCUUCGCAACGUCCUGCGGGCCGGGGUGAGCGAAAAGCACCACCAACGGCUUCUGAGUCGUCUGGAGCACAAGGAUUCCGUGAUCCGCAGCAGGCAGCUCCCGUUUCGAUUCCUUGCUGCCUACAAGGUCAUCCAGCAAUUGGAAGAAGAGCUUAAGCGAAAAGACAAGCCCCUCCCUUCCAACGGUGACAUCAUCAAACGUAUCCUGAAGGAGUUUGGCCCACGUCUCCCAGGAGGGCUGACGCGUUCCUGGACCCGUCGGCAGUUGCGCUGCUUCCUGGAAGUCCCGGUGAUGUUCCGGUUGGUGAAGUGUGAGAAGAAGAAACUGAUGAAGUCCAGAGAAGUGAAGUACAACCAUGCCAUCCUACAGCGGUACCGGCAAGCGUUGGAAACAGCCAUUGGUUUUGCUGUGCGGCACAACAUACCCCCAAUACCUGGACGCACACUCAUUCUGGUCUCUUGCUCCCAAAAUAUGCAGGAGCCUUACAGGCGGGCGCGGGAUAUCAGCUGCCCACGUGCUGACCAAAAGGAUGACAAAAAGCCCAUGACGACGCUGGACAUGGCCUUUCUGCUGGGCUCCAUGGUGUACUCUGCCUCUGAGCAGGCCCAGCUCCUCCUCUGCGAUCAGUCCACGGUCCUGGGUCCCGUCGCCAUGACAGGGGCCGUGUUAAAGGAUGUGCAUCACCUACAAACUCAGGAGCUAGGACAGGACUACUGCACAAAUAUCACUGCCAAUAGCAUAAUCAAGGAUCUCACUGCUCGACGGCAACAAGUGGACAUGAUUCUCUUGCUGAGCAGCUUUUCUGAGCAGAUGACCUGCGACGCGUGCCUCAGGCUUUAUCGCCAUCAAGUGGCACCCCAAUGCCUCUUCGUCAACGUCUGCGACAGUAGGCCAUGGUCAAGGAAUUUUGAUUCCUCCGCGGAGGUAACGAUACACGGAUUCAGCGAGCAGGUCUUGAGGUUCAUGGCCGAACAUAGCAACUCCCGGUUCCUGGAGCACGUUGGGAAGAUCGACGAGAUCCACGGCCUGCCUGAGCCACGAGGGGCGGCGGCGGCAAAACCGGAAGCAGGAGUCGAACCCUUGAUAUCGGCCCCCCGGAGCAGGUGGCGCUCCGUAAAGGUCUUUGUCUCCUCCACCUUCCGGGACAUGCACGGUGAACGCGACCUGCUUGUCCGGGCUGUCUUCCCUGAAUUACGAGCCAGGGCUGCCCCGUUCUGCCUGGCAAUAGAGGAUGUCGACCUGCGCUGGGGGAUCACCGAAUACGAGGCCCAGCGAAACAAGCAGCUGGAACUUUGCUUGUCAGAAGUUGCACGAAGUCACCUGUUCAUCGGGAUCCUAGGUGAGCGGUACGGCCACAUCCCUGGAGACUGUUCGUUACCGGAUGAACCGCAGUACGAAUGGGUUAAGUCAUACCCGGCAGGCCGCUCCAUCACCGAACUGGAGGCUGUUCAGUUCCUGAAUGGUUGCAAAGACCCUUCAGACAGAUCCAGAGCCUUCUUCUAUCUCCGAGAACCAGACUUCCUUGACUCUGUACCUGAAACGUGGAGGGCAGAUUUUGCCGCUGAGUCGGAGGCGGCUAAGGAACGGAUGGUGGAUCUGAAGAACCGUCUUGAAAAUCAUGAGGGUCUAGCUUCACUUGGCAGGUAUAGAUGCCAGUGGGGUGGAGUAGCCCAAGGCCGGCCCUAUGUCAAAAGUCUUGAGGAAUUCGGAGCCAAAGUCCUGCGGGAUAUGUGGGAAAGUCUCUCUUGCCACUUCAUACAGGCUGCUGUUGGCUCGGAGCGGGAUGAGACCGUGGGCUCUUUCCGGGACUUCUUGCAACAGAACAUCGGUCUGCUUUCCCAGAACCCUUCGCUCCUUCUGCAACAGGCGGCCAACGAACCAGACUCCUCAGCUCUCUGUUCACAAGCCCAGACUGAGCUCAGAGGAAACGGGAGACAUUUCCUAAAAUGGAUUAACAAACCCCAGGAGCGCCCAAAGAACAUGAGCCUGGUUUUGCCUCUGCCAGCUGCUCCGUCUAGCGUCUCAGUUUCCCCCUCUGGCAGGCUGGGUGCGGUGGGUACUGCUGAGGGAACAGUCCACCUCCUGAACAUGGAGACCGGACAGGAGCUGAAGUCCCUGCUGAGUGCUUGUGAUGGAAUCUCGGCCUGCGUGUUCCUGUCAGAGACAUCCGUCUGCCUCGGAUCCUUCAACGGACGCUUGGAGCUUUGGAGCAUCAGGGAAGGAUGCAGGCUGAUGGGCACGGAUGCUCACAAGGCCCAAAUUACCGACUGCUGCGUCAAUUCGGACCUCCGACUGUUGGCUACUGUCUCAUUGGACGGCUGCAUCAAGCUCUGGGAAUCUGCCCAUGGUCAUUUGACACAUGAACAAGACUGCUUGCACCCCUUGAACUGCGCGACCUUUCACCCUGUGGGUCAGCUGGUGGCCACAGGAGGGUGGGAUAGAACGGUCACCGUCCUGGACGUCAACGAUAUGAGCGUGGUCUCGGAGAUGAAAGGCCACGAUGCCUCCGUCCGUUGCAUUUCCUUCUCCUCCGCCGGCAACAUUUUGGCAGCGGGGUCUCUGGCUGGAACCGUCUGUCUCUGGUCGUGGCUGGAAGCCGUGGCCUUGUGCACCUUUUCAGCUUGCUCUGGCUGCGUCGCUGCUGCUCGGUUUCUCCCUGGGGGGACGCUCGUCACAGCAGGCGAAGAUACCAAGGUGCAGCUGUGGGCAGGCCACCUGGGACAACUCUGGAGCACCUUAGAGUCCUCGGCCCUUUCUGCCGCUCUGUGCGCUGCGCCUAGUCCUGACGGCAGCCAGCUGGCUGUCGGGCACCACUCCGAUGACGUCUGGGUCUGCCGGCAACCGUGGCGAUCUAGCGUCGGCCCGACUCACUGCAGAGCGAAUGGGGUGGCCGUCUGCAGCCUUGCUUGGCUGGACAACUGCCUUCUGGUUGGGGGCAUCAACGACGGCUCCCUGUGCAUCUGGAACACCUCAGACCUUUCUCCCUUAUGCCUUCGCAAGCUUCAGGGCCACGACGGAGCUGUGACAGGCCUUGCCGUCUCCAAGGGUUUGAUGGCAUCGACUUCAGAGGAUUUCACCAUCCGGCUGUGGCGCACGGAGACCCUGAGACCUGGCCCCGCAGCAGACGCCAGCAUCUCCCCGCUCGCUACGCUGCAGGGCCACACGGCCGGAGUUACAUGUUGCGCUUUCAGCCUUGACGGCUGCUAUCUUGCCACCGGAGGCAAAGACCGGGCCUUGUUUCUCUGGGAUGUAAGGGACCCCUCCCAGAAGAGCCCCUCCAUCUGGCGCUCCCUCCCGUUCAGCCACCAAGACUGGAUCACCACCUGUGCUUGGACCGGUCCCAUGCUGCUCUCCGGUUCCAACGACUGCACCGUUUGCCUCUGGGAUCCCCAAACCGGCAAACGCCUCCGGGUGUUCCUGGGCCACCAGAGCCCCAUCUGCGGGAUUGCAACUGAGAGUGAUCAUGUGAUCUCCGUGGACAGGGAGGGGAUGCUGGUGGCCUGGGACCUCCAGGGAGUGGAGAAAACCCGGUUCCUGGCUCACCCGGGUCGGGCCAACCACUGUGCUGGCUUCAAGGAUCAAAGGGAAGAAGCAUUGAUGUUGGCCGCAGCUGGUUCCGAUGGGACCGUGAAGCUUUGGAAGCCCUUGACGAUGGCCCAACCCGAUGUCUUUUCUGGUCACUCCUCCGCUGUUUGUGGCGCUGCGGUUUCUCCAGCGUCUUCCUCCUUCCUGACGAUCGCUGAAGACAAAACGGCCCGGCUGUGGGACCUUCGCAGGAAGGACGGUGGCGUCAAAGGUCUUCCACAACACUGUGGGAUUAUCACAGCUCUGGCCUGGUCCCCAGAGGGGGAGUUUGCUGUGUCCGGUGGGGAACGUGGAGAUCUGACAUUGUGGCAGGAAGGCCGGGCCUUGGCAACAGUAAAGGUUGGCUCUCGCUGCAUCAGCGCCUUGGCCUUCACCUCGCCCCACACGGUGCUCGUAGCCUCCGAGAAAAUCAGCCUGUGGGACGUCAACACCAGCAGAUGUUGUGAUGGGAUGGACGGUUUAAAACACAGGAAGGUCCUGAAAUCGGCAGCAGAUGCUAUGGUGCUCUGCGCGUACACACCCAGUCCUGGCGGAUCUGUAGUUCUUGGUCUGAACAACGGAGACUUGCUGGUGCUCAAGGCAAACACCGAGGAUUUCUGGAACAUCAAGGACAAAGAGGAUGACUGGACUUAUGUGGGCCAAUUGCCCUUUGACAUUUCUGCCUCUGAGGAGGGCGUCCUUCAAGUCUGGAACGCUAUGAAUUCGCCUUACUUGUUCGAGAUGAGGAUGACCCAAUCGGGGGAGCUGAAGGACAUAGAGGGGAACUUCAUACCUUGGGAACCGAAGAGGCCAUCAAGCUGGGUCACUGCAGCUCGGUUGGUCAAGGAUCAGUUCUUGUUCUACGCUGACUCCGAAGGAGACCUGUGGACUCAGACCUCGCGGCAGCAGGAGGAGGAGGAGGAAAAUCAAGGCCGGCUUUUUGAGCUUCAGGCGUGGCAGAGGAGGAAGAUUCACAAUGACAAAAUCACAGCUUUCCAAAUCGUCGGGGACAAGAUUAUAACAGCAUCCCAUGACCGGGAUGUGAAAAUCUGGGACAGCGGCACAAUGAAACUGCUGGGUCUGUUCCGAUGCCAUGCCCCCGUCUCUCGCCUGGAACCUUGCCCCCGGCGGGACCCUUCGCCUCUCCUCAUGGUGGGUGACACCCUUGGCAACAUCUACUUCCUGGAGUGGAGCAGCCUCAGCGCUUGAAAGGGAAGAAGAGACACUGCAGCCUUUUCUUGCCCACACAAGCGACAAUCCCGGCUGAUCCCCUGCUGCGUUCCAGUUCCAGCCGUUCCGCAAAUCUGGCUUUGACAGGCGAAUAUAGAACAUGUGCACAAAUUGGAUCUUGGUUGGUUGGGUGGUCUGUUUUGCAGCCCUACAGCUCAAAAAAACAAGGACGACAAUACUGUUGAAGUAUUGAAGACGGAGAUGGCGGAAAUGAGUGAACACUGCUGUCUUUAAUGUCAGAUUUGUUCUUUUUUGUGCUCUUGCACUGUUGCAGACAAGUGGAAGGCCAUUGUAUGCAGCCGAUUUGCUAGUGCUUGAUGAUAUGAAUGCUGUUAUCUUGCAGUCUGUAUACAAAAUGUAAAUAAAACAGUCUACGGCAAAUUGAUGGGCAGGAAA